AUGCGUUUGAUUAUACUUUUCACCGUUGUUUCUAUUUCAUUGGUGACAUCAUCACCAGUUUCAGUUGACGAUGAAUUUUCUUUGCCAUCAUUGGAAAAUAUUGAAAGUCAUAUUGAUAAUCUAUGGACAAAUUUUAAAAAAGGUUAUAAUAUUGUGUAUAAUACCAGUGUCGAAGAAGUUCAUCGUUUCAAAAUUUUUACUCAUCAUGUUAAAAUGAUUAUUCAACACAACAUUGAACAUGAUCUUGGUUUACAUACUUAUCGACUUGGUGUGAAUAGAUUUGCUACAUUGACAAACGAAGAAUUUCGUCAAGCAUUUAAUGGAUAUCGACGUAAGAAACAAGAUCGAUCUCAAUAUUCAGAUAUUCGUCGAUCGCAUAUUUCUGCAUCACCAUUUAUCACUAUUCCAGUAUCCGUUGACUGGCGUGAUCAAGGUAUUGUAACACCAGUUAAAGAUCAAGGUCAAUGUGGUUCAUGUUGGGCAUUCAGUAGCACGGGCGCCCUGGAAGGUCAUCAUGCUCGAGCAACAGGCAAAUUACUUAGUUUAAGUGAACAACAACUUGUUGAUUGUUCAACAAAUUGGGGUAAUAAUGGAUGCAAUGGAGGUUUAAUGGAUAAUGCAUUUAAAUAUGUACAUGACAAUAAAGGUAUCGAUGAUGAAACAGCAUAUCCAUAUCUUGGAAAAGAUGAAGCAGCAUGUAAAUUUGCUCGAAAAUCUGUUGCUUCAACAUGCGAUGGUUUUGUUGAUAUUCCAGAAGGAAAUGAGACAGCACUUCAAGAAGCUUUAGCUCUUCAGGGACCGGUUGCAGUUGCCAUUGAUGCUAGUCAAUCAUCAUUUCAAUUCUAUGUUUCUGGCGUUUAUUCUGAUCCAAAAUGUUCAUCGGAAGAACUUGACCAUGGUGUUUUAGCUGUUGGUUAUGGUGUCGCUAGUGAUCCAGUAAAAGGUCAACUAGAAUAUUAUAUUGUUAAGAAUAGUUGGUCGGCUGCAUGGGGCGAUAAAGGAUACAUUAAAAUGGCUCGUAACAAGAAAAACAUGUGUGGUAUUAGUACGGCAGCUAGUUAUCCACUUGUUACAGAUAAAACCUCAAACAGUGCUAUUGCAUUCGAAUAUCUCAAUUAA
Messenger RNA from Rotaria socialis, 1119 nucleotides. Lineage: Eukaryota; Metazoa; Rotifera; Eurotatoria; Philodinida; Philodinidae. The record is from the annotation of a GenBank genome assembly.